Molecule: messenger RNA, 1866 nt
Organism: Leishmania braziliensis MHOM/BR/75/M2904
Lineage: Eukaryota; Euglenozoa; Kinetoplastea; Trypanosomatida; Trypanosomatidae
Product: methyltransferase-like protein
Exons: 1
Coding region: 1-1866 (621 amino acids)
Biological process (GO): methylation
Cellular component (GO): cytoplasm
Molecular function (GO): nucleic acid binding
Source: RefSeq, a predicted model, not a curated record
AUGUCUCUCUGUGUGCGAGAAAGCGCGAGGUGCGGAAUCGAAAUGAUGAAAAAGUACGUGGCAGUCUUUGCCUCCUCGGCGAGUCUCACUGACUUUCGGUUGCCAGAGUUCCAGUUUGUGGCCGCCACGCUACACAUCCCCAUCACAUUGCUGAACGACAAGAUCUCAUGGGUUUCAGGCGGCGCCGAUACUUUCUGGUUCAGCGUCUUCGAGUCGCCGGCGAGCCGUUCCGAGCUCAGGGCCCUCGCGGAGCGUUGCGCGCUGCUGCGCGGGAUUUACACGCUCUUUGAGACCACCCCUACACUGGAGGAUCUCUACGCGUGUCUCGAAAAACGCCACGGUAGUGCGCCAGGAUCUGUAGCCCCAUCUCUAGCCUCCUCCCCCACCACCGAUGCCGCCGCCUUUGUCGGCGAGGACGAGAUGACGCACCUUACGAGCUCGACAUACUCCUACCAGGUGGAGACGAUAGGCAAGAAGUACUCCGCGGACGCCAAGCGUGCGGUGGUGGAGGCGGUACUGCAGCGUGUGCCGCGUGCUGGUGAGGUCGAGUGGCGACAGCCAGAGCGCGCCUACUACAUAUUCCUUCAGCAUGCCGUCGAGAACGCGCUGCCUGGAGCGAAAGGGUGGAUAUCGAAUGGGCCGCUGCUGCGUGUCUUCCACUGCUGCCUCUGCGUGGAAUCCAGCCGCAGUGCGCUGCUCGCCACGUACGACCUGCGAAAGCGGCCCUACAUCGGCACCACCUCCAUGCCACCGGAGGAGUCGCUCGUGAUGGUGAACAUGUCAGGCGUGUGUCGCAGUCACUACGUGUACGACCCGUUCUGCGGCACCGGCAGCUUGCUCAUCGCGGCGGCGCACUACGGCGCCAGGACCUUCGGCUCCGACGCCGAUGGGCGGGCGAUGCGGACCGGUACAGAGAAGGGGAAGACGAGCCCACAGAUACAGCAGCAGCGCCGCUUGGCGCUCGCGGCCUACCAGGAGGAGCAGCUCUGCGUCUUGACGGAGGAGGAACGUGUGUGGCCGAGCAUGAUCACAAACUUUAAGGUAUACCACCUCCCACCGCCUGACAGGGCUCGCAUGAACUUCUCUGCGUGGCCGAAGACGUGGCACACCUGCGCCCUGCGUCUCGGCUCCGGGGGCAUCUUCGACAGCAUCAUCACGGACCCGCCGUACGGUCUACGCGAGCCACGUAAGAAGGUGGAAACGACGGCUUCCACGGAAGCAGAUAGCAACAACCCCACCAAGCAGCAGGUUGUCACUUUUUCCGCCUACCCCAUCAACGAGGUGGUGCUGGAUCUCGUCCUGUUCGCCGCCACACACCUCGUCAUCGGAGGCCAUCUCACCUUCUGGCACCCCACCACCGAUCACUACACCGACGACGAGCUGCCCAGUCACCCGUCCCUGCGCGUUGUGUGCAAUAUCGCGCAGCGGGUGUCGCUCAAGAUGGUGCGCCGUCUCAUCGUUCUACGGAAGGUCGCGCCGGUGCCGACUCCGCCACCGUCACGCGAAUCCUGCGCUGCGAAGAAGUCCCCAGAUGACCUGCGCGUGCUCAUGGACGCGACGGAGCUGCCAGACAACGAGGACUACAUGCACUACCGCGCCAAGCGCGAGCGGAAGCGUCAGGCAGCGCAUGAGUACAAGGCGGCAGCAGAGUCCUCCUCCUCCUCCUCCCCCAACCCUACCACAAGUGAGCACGUCGACACCGACCGCGGGAAAGGCAACCGACGUGGUCGCAAGCGCGGCCAACUGGACGGGCAGGAUAAGAUUGUGGCGAACCGCCAGCGCAACAUCGAGCUGCGGGAGGCGAAGCAGGCGGCCUCGCACCUCGCCAAUGCAGCGCACAAGACGGUCGACCACAGUCGAGCGUGA